AAUAUUUCAAGGGCGUACUUUUUUUUUGUCUGGGACCUAAAGUUGCUGAACGUAAGGGUUAGGAAAACAGAGUAGCAGCUGCCAUUGUUUUGACCCGUGGGAGGAGGAGGGUGUGUGAUCAUAACAACAGAUCUACAAGCGCUCUGCACCUUCUCCGCUCACUGUAGGCUGAUUUAUGGUCCCGCGUUACACCGACGCAGAGCCUACGCAGUAGGGUACGCGGAACCAUAAUUCAGGCGACAUGUUUAGGAGAUCAACAGUGUGCCUCUUUUUUUUUUUUUAAAUCCCCCCCUAUGAACGCCCUCCAAAAGAUUUACUAACACGCUCGACCUCUAUGGCCCUCGUGUCUGACGCGGCGUCCACAUGGGCAGCGUCCCCUCACGAUUGCGGGGCCGUUCUUCCCUAUAACAUCGGGCUUUUCGUAUGGCCGGAGUUUGCUGCAAGUGUCCGGUUUCCCUGUCCGUCUUCAAGCGCUCUCUGUGUGUGGCUCCGCGGGGCGGCGGGUCUGCUCCCCCCCGGUCCCUGCUGCAGGGCUGGGGCCGGCGGGGGGAGCGGGGCCUCCUGCAGGAGGCCUCCCGGCCCUGCAGCGCCCUCAGACCCGCGGGCUUCUACCGACACACGGCCCUCCUGUGCUUCUCCUGCCAGGGCUCCAUGAGCGACAGUCUGCGGACCUGCUACGUGUACCUGAACCAGACCAGCCGGAGCUUUGCAGCGGUGAUCCAGGCGCUGGACGGAGAGUUGAGACAUGCAGUUUGCAUCUUCUACCUGGUGCUGCGUGCCUUGGACACGGUGGAGGAUGACAUGACUAUCCCCCUGGACAAGAAGGUGCCCAUGCUAAAUAACUUCCACACUUACCUGUACCAGGAGGAGUGGUGCUUCACAGAGAGCCAGGAAAAGGAUCGUCAGGUUCUUGAAGAUUUCCCCACGAUAUCACUUGAAUUCAGAAACCUUGCUCAGGAAUACAGAGACGUUAUCUCGGAUAUCUGCCACCGAAUGGGAGUAGGGAUGGCAGAAUUCCUGGAGAAGAAAGUGGGCACCAUGAAAGACUGGGACCAGUACUGCCACUACGUUGCCGGUCUGGUCGGCAUCGGUCUGUCCCAGCUCUUCUCUGCCUCCCAGCUGGAGGAUCCCGAGGUGGGCCGGGACACAGAGCUGGCCAACUCCAUGGGCCUCUUUCUCCAGAAGACCAACAUCAUCAGAGACUAUUUGGAAGAUACUAUGGAGGGACGUGCUUUCUGGCCACAAGAGGCUUGGAGCCAGUUUGCAGAACGCCUGGAGGAUUUUGCUCAGCCCGAGAAGCUGGAGUCGGCGCUGUCCUGUCUCAACCUGCUGGUCACUGAUGCUCUGGGACACGUCCCAGAUGUCAUCGCCUACCUAUCUCGUCUGCGAAACCAGAGCGUCUUCAACUUCUGUGCUAUUCCACAGGUGAUGGCGAUAGCAACACUUUCGACGUGCUACAACAACCCCAUGGUGUUUCAGCGGGUGGUGAAGAUCAGAAAGGGUCAGGCCGUCACCCUCAUGAUGGAGGCCACCAAUAUGAGAGCCGUGCAGACCAUCAUCAGUCAGUACAGCCAGGAGAUUUUACAAAAGGUUUCCCUCACUGACCCGUCCCGGGACAAGACCCUGCACAUCCUGGCCAUAAUCCAAGAGAGGUCCGCCCUGUCUCAGUCCAGCCUCCCCUCCAAGACCCACCACCUGUCUCCCAUGUACUUGUCUGCUGCCAUGCUACUGGCCGUCCUCAGCUGGCAAUACCUCAGCACGACUGCGGCACAGGCGCAGGGCACCGGCGACAUGCCCGGACAAUGAACUUGUUGAAGCUUGCUGAGGCCCAUAGAGUGAAGAAGCCCCGCUGCCCUCUCUGGAGGUCUUUUUUCUCCUCUGACUCGUGGGAUUUGAGACAUUUCUUCUCACUUUGUGGUUUUAUAGUGGUUGUCCCAGGACCAUGGACACAUUGAACUGUGGUGGAGUUCUCAUAGCAGCCUGGUCUCGUUAUGUCAUUUGUUAGUGAUUGGCUGUAGACCAUCCUGUUACAGGUUCAAAGCAUGACAAUGGUCAUUUUAGGAUUUAAGGAGUACACAGUCACAGAACUUAUUCAGCUUUAGUAUAAUUUUGCCUCAAACUAUAGGUUUCAUAAUUCUCAUAUUUUGCUGUAUUUCUCUUGUUUCUUAUGGGAGAGGCAGAAUAAAGUACAGCGGCACACUAUACUGUUUUAUACACUGAAUGUUGGCAUCAUGCAGAUUUACUCAGAGGUUUAUUUCUACACAUUUCCUAUUGAAUUCAAUUUAAAAACAGUCUUUUAAGAUAUUUGAAAAAUACAUAUGUGCAAUAUUGCGGUGCGUUUUACCAAACAUGAACCGUUUAAACUGAUGAGGGAGGAAAAAAGAUGCAUUGAACUAAUGAAACCUGCUAGUAAGUGUCCUUACAGCUUUGGUGAGUAGAAAGGCUAGCACACAGUAACCUUGUACAGAACCAAAGGAGCGCUACAAACAUUGCUAUGUAAUGUGACAUUUUGAUUUGUACAUAUUUGAACAAAUAAAAAAAUGUG
This is a messenger RNA of Cololabis saira (Pacific saury), 2545 nucleotides long. It is a transcript of the gene fdft1, whose product is annotated as farnesyl-diphosphate farnesyltransferase 1. Gene Ontology annotation, cellular component: endoplasmic reticulum membrane. Gene Ontology annotation, molecular function: squalene synthase [NAD(P)H] activity. The record is from RefSeq and is a predicted model, not a curated record. Lineage: Eukaryota; Metazoa; Chordata; Actinopteri; Beloniformes; Belonidae. The transcript is spliced from 7 exons. Gene Ontology annotation, biological process: cholesterol biosynthetic process; farnesyl diphosphate metabolic process. Bases 424 to 1806 code for a protein of 460 amino acids.